Messenger RNA from Acytostelium subglobosum LB1, 1806 nucleotides. RefSeq lists its product as hypothetical. NCBI's taxonomy places the organism in Eukaryota, Evosea, Eumycetozoa, Acytosteliales, Acytosteliaceae. The transcript is spliced from 4 exons. Bases 1 to 1806 code for a protein of 601 amino acids. Gene Ontology annotation, molecular function: guanyl-nucleotide exchange factor activity. Gene Ontology annotation, biological process: regulation of ARF protein signal transduction. The record is from RefSeq and is a predicted model, not a curated record.
AUGGAACCUAUAAUGGACACGAGUGAUGAUAUCACCUCAAACAACAACAUCAACAACAAUAGUAGUAGUAAUAGUACAACAAUGGAUCAAGCAGCAUCAUCAUCAUCAAUGAUAACAUUGGACAUUGCACCAUCGACACAACAUCCAUCACAUCGUAAAAUGAGCGAUGACAUCUCGAACAACAACAACAAUAACAAUAACAAUGGUGAUACUAGUAGUAGUAGUAUUGAGAUCGACACUAGUAGCAUGCGUAUGAGAGCACGAUCAAAGUCUACAGAUUCACAGAUUAGAGCACAGACUAGAAAGAUAUCAAAGUGGCCACCGACCAUUAUACUGGCCAUUGAGUCUGCCAUUGAACUGGCGACGAUCUUCCCACUAGUCGUUGGCAUCAUCUAUGUCAACAUCGCCUAUCUCCUCUAUGGAUGCUAUGGCAUUGUAAAUUCACCAUUCACUCUAGCCGCCAUGUUGGGUCUCUACCAACAAAGGUCAAGGCCAUUAAGAAUAUAUUUAUUAUGGAAGAUAGUAUCGAUUGUAUUAAUAGUGUUGAUUAGUAUUGCCAUUGGAUUACUGGCCAAGUAUGACCAGGUGGACUAUGUGGAAUCAAGAUUGAUCAGUGUAAUAAUAUUGGUGGGCAUUGGUGCAUUCACUAUCGUAUGGCAUAUAAUGACAAUGAUGUGGAUCAAGCCUGUACUCCAGGACUACCUCUCCAAGCAGAGUUCCAAACUGAAAGACGACGAGAACAUCAUGAUGGACGAUGAGGCCGAGUAUGAAAUGUUGAGCAAGAUGACUACAAAACCACAAUAUGGAGUGUCAGCGCCAGAGGACCCUAUUAGAGUGGCAAUCAGGAAGUUUAAUAAGGAUCCAGAGAAGGGCAUGCAAUACAUUCAUGAUAACAAUAUAUUAUUGGGAUCAACGAUGUUUACCAAUAUUGUAGACUUGCUUCACAAGGUGGACGAUUUGAACAAGGUCAAGUUGGGAGAGUAUCUUGGAAUCGCUCAUAAUAAGACAUUGUUGCAGGACUUUGUAAACUACUAUAGUUUCGUGGCGAAGGAGUUUGAUGUGGCACUGCGCGAGUUCUUGGCCAAGUUCCGUCUGCCCAGGGAGGCACAGCAGAUCGAUCGCAUCAUGGAGUGCUUCGCCAUCAAGUACCAUCAGGACAACCCGGGCAAGUUUGCUGACUCGGACACAGCCUAUCUGCUGGCAUUCGCUCUGAUCUUGCUCAACACGGACGCUCACAAUCCGGCCAUCAAGUACAAGAUGUCCAAGAAGGUGUUUGUUCAGAACAACUUGGAGCUGAGGAAGGGCAAGAAGCAGGACCUGACGCCCGAGUACCUGGAGAAGCUGUACGAUGGCAUCCACAACGACGAGCUCAAACUGGACAAUGAGAACCUGUUCUCCAACGCCCAGCUAAAGGGCUGGCUGCACAAGAUGACCUCCAACAAGAAGCACUGGCAGAAGCGAUGGUUCAUUCUCAAGAACAACUGUUUGUACUACUUUGACAAUGAUAAGGACGAGGAGAACCCCAAGGUGAUCAUCCCGCUCGAGGGUCUUAAGGUGACCAAGCUAUCAGAGACAACGUUCCAGUUGGAGGACUCGGCCGUGCAGAUGAUCAAGUCGGUCAAGCUGACGCCAGAGGGCCCAGUGGAGGGCCAGCACGAGAAGUACGCCCUACGUGCCGACUCGCCAAAGGAGGCUAGCAAGUGGAUGGACUCUAUCACCAACAACGUCCUGGGUAGUCCAGUGCUUUUGUUGAUCAAGAAGAAGAAGAAGUUGCUUGAUAGACGCACGACCACAAUACACGUCUGA